AUGGCGUCCGACUCACAAUCUACGCCGCCGCCUUCCACCGGUACCUUGGCGCGCGGAGAACUCACGCCAGAACAGCGCAAGAGGAUCCAAAAGCGAUCCGAGAACAGCGCGAAUCCGAGCAGCGCACCGCCGCCUCUGAGCCAACAAAAGGCUAAGAUGACAGACACAAAGGGCGGCUUCCUAGCCGAGGAAGACGAUCCCUUCAACAAAGCUUUGCACGUAAAGGAUGGCAAGGACGAGAAGCCCGCAAAUAUGACGCAGAAGGAGUGGGAGCGGCAACAGCUGCUCAAGAAUCUGCGUCGGGAUCGUGCAGGUCCCUUCGAGCCGGGGAUCAGUGUGCUGGAUGAGAAGAGCGAACAGAAGGUCUGUCGCGAGUGUGGCUCCCUCGAGAUUGAUUGGCGGUGGGAGGAGGAACUACGAUGUCGCGUUUGUCAUGCGUGCAAGGACAAGUUUCCGGAGAAAUAUAGCUUGCUUACAAAGACCGAGGCAAAGGAGGAUUAUCUUCUGACGGAUCCUGAACUCCGCGACACCGAACUCCUCCCUCACAUAGAAAAGCCAAAUCCCCACAAAUCAACCUGGAACAACAUGAUGCUGUAUCUACGUUACCAAGUUGAAGAGUAUGCAUUCUCGGACAAAAAGUGGGGUUCCCCCGAGGCGCUGGACGCUGAGUUCGAGAAGCGCGAGAAUGACAAGAAGCGCCGGCGCGAAGAAAAGUUCAAGACGAAGCUUGACGAUCUCAAAAAGCGGACCCGAGUUGAAGCGUAUCGACGAAAUCGCAAGGGCGCUGCGGGUGGGAAUUUCGGCGAUGAGAUUGGGAGGGGUGGAAGGCAUGUGCAUCAGUGGGGUAGGUCGAUACUGGACCCCGAGACGGGGAUAGGGACGAAGAAGUGUGUAGAUUGUGGAAUGGAGGUUGAGGAGUUGGAGUUCUAG
This is a messenger RNA of Aspergillus nidulans FGSC A4, 930 nucleotides long. It is a transcript of the gene rad14, whose product is annotated as DNA repair protein RAD14. The transcript is spliced from 4 exons. Gene Ontology annotation, cellular component: nucleotide-excision repair factor 1 complex; nucleus. Gene Ontology annotation, biological process: nucleotide-excision repair, DNA damage recognition; nucleotide-excision repair involved in interstrand cross-link repair; DNA damage response. Gene Ontology annotation, molecular function: zinc ion binding; damaged DNA binding. The record is from RefSeq and is a predicted model, not a curated record. NCBI's taxonomy places the organism in Eukaryota, Fungi, Ascomycota, Eurotiomycetes, Eurotiales, Aspergillaceae. The coding region runs from base 1 to 930 and encodes 309 amino acids.